UACAUUGCUCUGGACGGACGAUGGGUCGACGGCGACAAGGAACGUUUAUCAGACGACGAUGACGCCUCAGACUCGAAUGCGACUCCAAUCUUGCAACGCCCCUCUGGUGCUCGCAGUGCUACUUCCUACCCCUUGCCGCCACGUCGCUUCACCAGAUACUUCACCUUGAUCAUUGUUCUGAUUCUGGUUGGUCUCGGCCUUACCUUGGCUCGCUUGAGCGCGCUUUCCGAAGCUCAACUACGAUCCGGUGAAGCAAAACCACCACCUCCACCACCCACCUGGGAGAGUUUUCCUUUCUUAAAACGCUACCAUGGCGGUAUCAGAACUCUGAUCUCUCGCGCCGACAACAAACCCGAAUUCCCAGAUCCCGACAACAAUACACUGGAAUCUACCGUGCAGAAAGAUCAACAAGAGCAAACCGCUCCAUCAGAAGAAAAGGGCUUCCAAAAGAGAGACAUACCCCAAGGCCAGAGAUUCAACCCUGUUAAUCAAGAUGGUGUCGUCGAGUGUUAUCUCAACGAGGAAAGAAAGAGCAAUGUUCCACAGCUUUUGGCAUACCCAGGAAUACCCAAAGGCUUCCCAGACCCUAUCAUGGGCUCUUAUGAAUUGUUUGGCAUGAAUGGCGACGUUUGCUUCGAGCGCUACGGAAGACUCGGUCCCUAUGGUUUGGGCUACAGCAAGAGAUGGGGUGGCAGUGGUGCCGGCAUGGAAGGACAUCGUGAGGGAUCAGACCAAGUCUGGGGUGGCAAGACCGAAAUCGACUACCGUGAGGUCAACUGGGCUCAAGCCCAGCAGAAAUGCGUCCAGAAGAACAAAAGUCGCUUCAAGCCUCUACCAAAGGGUCGAAAACACUUCUUCACUGACAUGCCUGUCGGAGGUCCUGAGGACGAGAAACCCAAAAGAGAGGAAAACCAAGACAAGAAGCUGCUACCGAGACAAGCUGUCGUCAUCCGAACAUGGCACGACUACCAAUAUGACGAUGAAGACAUGUUCUACUUGCGCGCCCUAAUCAAUGAGUUGUCUCUUCAAUCUGGCGGCGAGUAUACUAUCCAUUUCCUGGUCCACGUCAAGGAUAACGACAUGCCUAUAUGGAGCGAUGACUUCACCUACCAGCGUGUUCUGAACGAAUCACUCCCUCUGGAGUUCAGAGGUAUGGGUACACUCUGGUCAGAGAGACAAAUGAGUUUGAUCUAUGGAGGCAUAGCAGAAACAAACUACCGCGAUUUGCCUAUCCAUGGCGCAUACAGAUCGACAAACAUGCCAUUGUCCUACUUUGCUCAUAUGCACCCUGAAUACGACUUCUUCUGGCACUGGGAAAUGGAUAUUCGCUACACUGGCCACUUCUAUCAUCUCUUCGACAAGGUCGGCAAAUGGGCUGACCAGCAACCCCGUAAAGGUCUCUGGGAGCGCAACGGCAGAUUCUACAUUCCAUCUGAGCACGGCUCUUGGGAAGACUUUAAGCACAUGGUGCGCGUACAGACAGAGCACGGUACAGCACACAAAGCAGGCAUGUACGAAAAGGUAUCCGGGACUGAGAAUACGCAAGUACGCACACCGCCUGUCUGGGGCCCAAUGCCACCAACUGGCGAAGGCGAUCAUAUCGAAACUGAGAAUGACCCCCAACCACCGACCACACCGGAGAAGGACAACUACUCCUGGGGCGUAGGCGAACCAGCAGACUUCAUAACCUUCAACCCUCUCUUUGACCCUCACGCUACAAAUUGGAUUUUGGCCGAAGAUGUCACAGGCUACAACACCUCUGCCGGUUUCCCUCCUCGUCGUACAGCCAUCAUCACCGCAUCACGUCUCUCGCGCCGUCUUCUCGAGACCAUGCACAGAGAAACCGCUCUCCAGCGCCACAGCAUGUUUUCCGAAAUGUGGCCUGGAAGUUGCGCUCUCCACCACGGUUUAAAAGCCGUCUAUGCACCUCACCCCGUCUACGUUGACCGUAGAUGGCCGACCUCCUACCUAGCAGCUGUGUUCAACAAUGGACUUCAUGGUGCUUCUGGCGGUGCAAGAACUAGUGUGUUUAGUGAUGAAUUGCAGCACAACUUCUUAGGUACGACCUGGUAUUAUCAUGCUGGGUUCCCGGGGAAUCUUUGGAAGAGGUGGUUGGGAUAUAAGGUUGAUGGUGAUGGAGGCGAGAUGGAAGAGGUUGAGGGGGAGGGCAGGAUGUGUUUGCCUGGUAUGCUGCUACAUCCUGUCAAGCACGUGGAUCUGAUCUACGAGCACAGAGAGGGAGAGUAG
Messenger RNA from Aureobasidium melanogenum CBS 110374, 2247 nucleotides. RefSeq lists its product as uncharacterized. The record is from RefSeq and is a predicted model, not a curated record. NCBI's taxonomy places the organism in Eukaryota, Fungi, Ascomycota, Dothideomycetes, Dothideales, Saccotheciaceae. The transcript has a single exon. The annotation marks the transcript as partial.